UUCCUUUUCAGCCGGUGUAUCAGCUCUGCUGCCUCGUAGGUUGAAAAACCACCAUAUCCUGCCGGAAGAGACCGCACACACAUCCUGCCACCUGUGUACAUCCGCACAUACCAUCCACAUGUUCAUCUUUGCCUGACCACAAUGCCACGGCCAGGGAAGUUCAAGAUAAAGAUGAGAAAGUCGGCACGUUAUGGCCACAAGGCUGUUUGUACCAAAGCAAAGAGAACAGCACCCAUGCUCCAGAAAAUCAAAUCAAAUAUCAGUUUAACCCUUAAAUUAAACAAACCAACACAUAUCAGCACGUUUACUAACAAAAAAACACAACAAAUCUUUUUUGAAAAUCUUUUUCAAAAAAUCUUAUUUGAAAAUCUUUUUCCUAAAUCUUUUGUAAAUGACAGUAAAUUUGAAUUCAGCAUAUCCACCCAUAAACCCCUUCAGGUUCUUAGUGCACCCAAAAUAAAAAACAGUCGCUUCCUCAAAAGAAAAGACUCGUUUCCAAACGGUUUUCCCAGAAUUAAAAAACCAAAAAGAAAUCAUUCAGACUCUCUCAUUCAUGUUCAUAGAAAGAUUCCCAACAUGUCCGGAUAUCAGAUUAUCUUUUUACCCAAAGUUGAAACUAGCAAUACUUCUAUUUUUUCAGAAGUACUGACAGCAGCUGAAGUGGAACGUUUAAAUUUGCACCACAAUAAAACCAACACCUCUAAUUUGGUGGAUCUGUUUGAGAAACGGUGUGAACUGAUUCGAUUCGGCCUCAGAAAGAAAAAGAAAGGGGAGAAAUAUCAUCAAAUCAUAGAACUGCAGAAAGAGGCAGAAAAAAUUCCAAUUGUUUAUCCAAACAGAUUUUUCCCAUUCCUCAAAGAUUACCUACGGAAGCAUAAACAAAAGCAAUAUGCAUUUGCCAUUUUUAUCAUGAAACACAGUAAGAACAUCAUUGUUUCUGCAGAAUUUGAGCCAGAUUAUGAAAAUGACAAACACAGUGAGCCACUUUUAUGUGAAGAAAUUGAAAAUUUUUUUCACGUUUGUGGAAUUUUAGUGGAGAGUAUUCUAGUUUAUACAUUCAACAGUCCGUGUUUGGAUUGUGCUUCUCUGCUUCUAAAGAAAGCAUCUUACUGGCACAGUAAAUAUGGAUUUUCAACAACUGUAACCUUCACAAAAUUUUAUGGAUUAAGCUCUAAAGAGUCUUUUCAAAGUAUCACCCACUCGUCUCCUGAUAUGUUUGGUCCGUGUGGUGUGUUUUAUGAAGCUAGGAGAGGAUGUGAGCGUGAGCUCUUCACACUGGACACUUUUGUAGCAAAAAAACAUAUCUACCAAAAUAUCAGGAAACUUCCUGAAAGCAAAGAAAGAGCUGGUUGUCGUAAGAUCAUCGAAUUCCGUGUGGCUGAACUUCAAAAACUGGCAAAAAAUUCUGUUUGUCCGCUUCAAGAACAUUUGCGUCGUGGCAAAAAGACAAUUGAUUCUUUCAAAUUUCCUCCAACCAUCCAAAAAGAAUGUGUCGAGUGUCUUUUAGAGGCCUGGUGUGACCUGGUUUACAGCAGUGCAAUGAAGAUCAUUAGAAACAACAUAACCAAGAAUUUCAAUGUUGCAGUUGUUGAAGUUCUUAAUCACAAGCUUAAAUCCAUCUGUGGGACCAACGGACCCUUAAAGCUUUAUCAGACCCCCCCCCCAAUCUGUAAAGCAGCAGCACUAUUCAAAAUUAUGAUCAAAUGUACAGUAGCAGCCAAAAGUUAUAAAAAAAAAAAAAAAAAAAAAAAAAAAAAAAAAAGGCGCCUGGGUGGCUUAGUGGUGAAGCCGGCGACCACAUACAUAUACCACGUUGCGGUGCAGGCGGUGUGGGUUCGCGUCCCAACCCAUCGUGUGUCUUCCCCGAAUCUUUCCCCCAUUUCCUGUCUCUCUGCACUGUCAAUAAAAAGCCUCUAUGGCAAAAAAAAAAUUACUAUACAUUAAUUAUUUUUUUUUAAAACCUUUAAUUUACCAGGUAAACUGUUUGAGAACUAGUUCUCAUUUAGAAACAUGACCUGGCAUGUUAAAUUUUAAAGAAAUUUAAAUUAUAUAUAUUAAGCUAAAUUAUAUACCAUAAGAUAUAUAAUUUAAUUAAUAUUUAUAGAGAGCGACAGCUGCAGGUUGCAGCUCGUUUGCUGUCAGGUAGUCAGUAAUCUCUGAGAGCAUGCAGCUGUUCCAGCUGUUCCAGCCUGGUGACUGCAGCGUGCCGAGCGGAUGGUGUGGAUCCGGAGCAGCGAUCACUGAUUCCUCCGAGUCCGAGGCUUCAGUGGAGAUUCCUGCGAGGCAGCAGAGCUGAUCACUGACAGGCCGCUCACACCACAGUGAGUUGCAGGGCUCUGCAGCUCCACGAGCUGCUGCUGAGGUCCAGUCAACGCACCUGUUCUCCACCUGCUCGCUGACCCGUUCCCAAAGACCGGAUUGUUGGGCACCAGCAGGAGUAGAUCACAUAUUUACUCCUACCUGGUGUGUGUGCUGGACUGGACCCUCUGGCGCCGAGCCCACCUUUACUUACAAUAAAAACCAUUAAAACUC
Molecule: messenger RNA, 2532 nt
Organism: Archocentrus centrarchus (flier cichlid)
Lineage: Eukaryota; Metazoa; Chordata; Actinopteri; Cichliformes; Cichlidae
Exons: 5
Coding region: 142-1944 (600 amino acids)
Source: RefSeq, a predicted model, not a curated record